AUGUGGCAUGACGAACAAUGGUACACGGCCAUCAUUCUGGUGCGACACGACGAUGGCGAAGACCCACCGUAUUUUGACAUCUCUUUCGACGACCCGAGCCGCACCAAAAUUCUGCGUGUCCACCACUCGGAUGUUUUAGCAGGAAAAAAGGGAAGAAAACUUCUCAACACCGUGGGCCAUGAGAAACCCCCUCUUUAUUCUGCCAAGGUCCCAGAUCCCAAUAAAGCCAAACGGGGCUCAGAUGAUCAGGCUUCGCUGCGACUCAAACGUCUGGUCGACACUGCGGCAGAGGCAUGUCGAAAGGCCAUUGCCAACGACGAGGCCAUUCGUCAAAAUGCCAACAAGGCACCUUCUAAAAAGACCCCCAAACGCGGCACGGCAAAGACGCCCACCAAGGCCACACGCACCACCAAGGGUAGUGGAGCGACGCCAACGACAACAACGCGGCGCACCAGCUCACGGACGCGAAGCAAGGCUGCUUCGCGUGAAUCCUCUGCACCCUCAAGUCCCGACGCCACGCUCGCCGGCGAACUUGGCGGCGAGACUUUAGCAACACAGCAGUCCUCGGGCGCAACACCCAGCGGGGAUGCGGCCAAGCGUGCACGAGCAGCGUCAGCCGAGGGUGACGGUGCCGAGGGCACCACGCCAUCCAAGGCCGCCGCUGUUACCUCCCCCAACUCAGACGGACGGCAACGUGGCCGGCGCUCAGCCCAGCGAAGCUCGGUAGAAUCGCCAGCCUCACCCUCUUCUGGUUCUCUAGCCUGCUCCAUCGAUGGCUGUUCCAAAACUUAUGCUUCGACCAGGAGCCUUCUCUUGCAUCAAAAAACCGCCCACGGGCGCAAGGCACUCAACCAACCACAAGUUGCCUCACCUCUUCGUGCCUCAGUGACUUCAAAAGAGACGCCUUUGACACCGCAAGCAGGGUCACCCAUGGCUUCAGGUCCCACGACGCCCUCGACUCCCACAG
Molecule: messenger RNA, 967 nt
Organism: Monosiga brevicollis MX1
Lineage: Eukaryota; Choanoflagellata; Craspedida; Salpingoecidae
Exons: 6
Source: RefSeq, a predicted model, not a curated record